GGGUGGUGUUAUUUUUAUCCUGAGUUGAAACCUUUUAGAAGUAGUUUCAUUGUUGUUUAUAUUCGUUCACAAUACAGAGUUUAGUGUAGUUUCUACUUCAGUGUCGUAUUUUAACUCACACUUUUCUGUUCAAGAUUUUCACACUCAUUUCUCACCCUCAUCUUGAAAGAAGUUACAGGGCACAAAUAAACCCAUCAGUGGCUUGGCGUUCGAAGAAAGCAUGUACUAUGGUCAAACCAAAAUGUGAUUCUUCUGGUUUAGCUAUUAAAACAGGUGGUAUCCGUUUUCAGAAGACAAAGGGUCAGCAUAUACUGAAAAAUCCCCUCGUUAUUACCACAAUGGUGGAAAAGUCUGGUAUCAAGUCCACAGACUCCUUGCUUGAAAUUGGUUCUGGAACUGGUAACCUCACUGUCAAGUUGUUAGAAAAGGGAAGGAAAGUGUACGCAUUCGAAAUAGAUCCAAGAAUGGUUUCUGAAUUGCAAAAACGUGUGCAAACCUCACCACAUCGAACCAAACUAGAAAUUCUCGUUGGCGAUGCAAUCAAAGCAAAAUCAUGGCCCAAGUUCGAUCUCUGUGUAGCGAACCUGCCGUAUAAAAUCUCCUCGCCAUUCAUCCAAAGACUGAUUAGCGCAGGUCGUGGUUUUAGAGCAGCAGUUGUUAUGCUCCAGAAAGAAUUCGCUGAUCGUCUUACGGCUAAACCUGGAGAUAAAUUAUACUGUCGUCUGUCAGCAUCUGCUCAGUUCCACUUCAAAAUUGAACAGUUGAUGAAGAUCAAUAGAAACAGUUUUCGCCCCCCACCGCGUGUUGAUUCAGCUGUUGUUCGGAUUGAGCCCAGGCAUCCAUUACCACCUGUGAUGCAUUCAGAAUGGGAUGGAUUACUGCGUCUUGUGUUUGCUCGCAAAAACAAAACGAUCGGAGCUAACUUUAGUGGCAAGUCAAUAGCUGCACAUUUACGUAAGAUUUACAUGGAGACUUGUUGCACAAAAGGAUUGUCACCAACUCCAGAGGUUAUUGCCUGUGAGUCUACUGGUGUUUCAGCAAUGGAGGAGAAAAUAACAAAUAUACUUCGAGAUUCAGGUUUCGAGAAAAAGCGCGCCCGUACUUUGGACGAAGAUGACUUUCUUAGAUUAUUAUUAGCCUUUAAAAAAGAAAAUAUAAAUUUUGGUUGAUUUUUC
Schistosoma bovis is the source of this 1175-nucleotide messenger RNA. The record is from the annotation of a GenBank genome assembly. NCBI's taxonomy places the organism in Eukaryota, Metazoa, Platyhelminthes, Trematoda, Strigeidida, Schistosomatidae.